This is a messenger RNA of Phytophthora nicotianae INRA-310, 210 nucleotides long. RefSeq lists its product as hypothetical. The record is from RefSeq and is a predicted model, not a curated record. Lineage: Eukaryota; Oomycota; Peronosporomycetes; Peronosporales; Peronosporaceae. Bases 1 to 210 code for a protein of 69 amino acids. The transcript has a single exon.
AUGGAACGUCGACCGCGUUCCGCACAGAAGCGCCGGCAGCACGCUGCUCCGAGUGAUGAUGACAAAGCCAGCGACGUCAAAUGGACACUAGAUUCCGGGGACUCAUGCGUACGAUCGUCGGAAUCAUCCAGCCAGUUCGAGACACAGAGCGCUCAAGGCGAGGAGGCUCCGCCACAGAGGCCUUGGCUCCCCCAGGGCACACUAAGCUAG